Glossina fuscipes is the source of this 1472-nucleotide messenger RNA. Its product is annotated as queuosine salvage protein. Bases 364 to 1461 code for a protein of 365 amino acids. Lineage: Eukaryota; Metazoa; Arthropoda; Insecta; Diptera; Glossinidae. The record is from RefSeq and is a predicted model, not a curated record. The transcript has 3 exons.
AGGAGACAAUGUGAUUUCUGCCUCACCCAAUAGUUUCAUUUGUCAUCUUUAAAAACAUAAAAUAAAUAAACACAUUCCGUAAUGUGUUUAUAAGCCGGUCUGAAGAACUAUCGAGACAGACAAAUGCAAGGCAAAAGUUACAAGAUGCCAAGAGAGAGCAAAUUUAUCCUUUUAAAAUGUCACUUUACCUUAUUAAAGUUUAAAUGAACGUAAGGUACACUAAAAUUUCUUCUCGUGAAGUUAAUGAACGCAUUAUAAUUUAGUCUAACAACUUUAACACAACUUUGAUGAUGAUGUUAAGAGAUGCUCUGAGAAGAAACAUUGAGCUUUACAACGAACCUUCACAUCUGGUAGCACUUGCUUAUGUUUGAAAUUUUCAUUCUGCAAGAUACUUUAAAUCUUUUUUUAUUACCAUCUCCUACUCUUAAACAACAUAUAGCAAUGUCAGAAAACGUGUUGCUGCCUCGAGAAUCUGGUGAAUAUAUUGUGAAGAAUGCAGUUAAUGUUGAAGUUAAGCCGUCCGGUAUUCAAAAUCUUACUAAGGAAAUAGUAGAGGGCAUAUUAAGUAAGCGUAUAAUUGUGGAUCAAUUCAUACAGCAUCCGCUCCAUCCCAAAUCAACAGAUGCACACGCUGUUGAAUGGUUUUUUGUUGUUGAUACAUUAAAUUUCUGUUUUUGGACGCCAACUGAUUAUAAUAAAUAUAAAGUAAAUGGACAAAGCGGUUAUUUUGCUUUAUGUGCAGCCAUAAAUCGAGCUUUGCAAGAUGGUCUAGAUUUAACAAAUCCCAAGUGUUAUUCUACCUUAUCGUUAGAAGCGUUACAAGACAUAUUUCGUUCAGACGACGGCAAAACACAAAUUCCCCUGUUGGAAGAGCGUUUAAUUUGCCUUCAGCAGGUCGGGAGCAUAUUACUUGAUAAAUGGCAAGGGAAAUUCGAAAAUGUCUUAAAGUCUGCUCAAGGAUCUGCCUUAAAGUUAUUGCAAACUAUUGCCGAACAAUUUCCUUGCUUUCGGGAUGAGGCUGUUUAUGCCGGCAAGCGGAUAUCACUGUAUAAAAGAGCUCAAGUAUUAAUCGGCGACGUGUGGGCAUGUUUUGGUGGUCGAGGCUUAGGAAAUUUUAAAGAUUUGCAUCACAUAACCAUGUUUGCAGAUUAUCGAGUACCGCAAGUUCUAGUACAUUUUGGUGCCUUAGAAUAUAGCGCAAAACUAAUGAAUAUAUUGAAGGCUGAUAAAAUCUUACAAAAUGGCGAUCCCAUGGAAGUAGAGAUACGCGGAGCUUCUAUUUAUAUUGUUGAACAAGUUAAAGAUGCAGUCCUGACGUUAUUGACAGACAAAUAUCCCGAAAUUGACACAUCUACUGUGAAUUCGAUAAUGAUAGACCAUUAUUUAUGGGGCUAUAGAAGGCAGCAUUCCACAGAUUUAGAGUAUAUACCAUUUCAUAAAGUAUUAAGUAUUUAUUACUAGUGAACAAAAUC